AUGGCUAAUAGUGCUGUGAAACCCAAGUUUACCCUGAGACUUCUCAUUGAUGAGGAGAAAAACAGAGUCGUUUUGGCUGAAGCCGGGAAAGAUUUUGUUGAUGUUCUCUGUAGUCUUUUGACACUUCCCAUGGGGACUAUUGUCAGGUUGCUUGAGAAGCACCAAGCUCCUCAGUCCUCCGUUGUUGGUUGUUUCCACAACCUUUACAAAAGCGUUUCCGACAUGAACGUUGAUAAUUUCGAGAAUCAAGCUCGUAAGAAUCUGUUGCUGUAUCCAAGGAGUAUCAAGGAGAGUUACUGCAGGAAGCUGAAGCUCAACAUUGAUGACACUAAGGCGACCAAGUUCUUUGUUUGCCCAUAUUUUGCGUCUUAUGAGUCAUGCUCUAAGGUAUACAGCAAUACUAGUUCCUCACAGAGUCGUUGUGGACACUCGAUGACCUACGAGAUUCAGGUUCAAGAAAGAGAGCAAGGUGAUGGCUCUUCAGGGAAUAAAGUUGAUGGAGUAUUCCCUAGCUGCAGAACGUCAUUUAUCAUCACUGAUGAUCUGAAAGUGGCAUUGACCUCUAUGGGUCUUGUACUCAAUGUCCUCAAUGAUCUUGGUUAUGCUGGUUUUGAUAACCUCCAAGAAAUGCUUAUCGAUGUUGGUUUUGAAGAGGUGCUAACGUUGCUAGGUUGUUUAUUCACUUCUGAAGCUCCUUUGACUGAUACAUUCCUGAGGAAACAUUGUAUGACAAGGAAACGUAAAGCGUUGACACCACUUGGGAAAGAAAGUAGGUUUGCAGGAGAUUCAGACAAACAACUAACUUUGAAAGUUUAUGUAAGGAAGACAGACAAGGCCAUUCUUUACGCUGAGUGCAGAGAAGACUUCGUUGAUUUUCUAUUCUCUUUUCUUGUCAUACCGCUUGAGUUUGCUUGGGAACUUUCUAUUGACAAUGUUAAUAUGGGCUGCGUUGGCAAUCUCUGCAGAAGCGUGAAAGAUCUGAGCUUUGAGAAGCAGAAAGAAGCCAUAGCUUCCAAGUGCAUUCUUCCUUGUCAUUAG
Eutrema salsugineum is the source of this 1038-nucleotide messenger RNA. RefSeq lists its product as uncharacterized. The transcript has 2 exons. The record is from RefSeq and is a predicted model, not a curated record. The coding region runs from base 1 to 1038 and encodes 345 amino acids. NCBI's taxonomy places the organism in Eukaryota, Viridiplantae, Streptophyta, Magnoliopsida, Brassicales, Brassicaceae.